GAGGCUGGGCGGGGGCGCGGUGGUUGUUGGCGGGGCGGCGCUGCGCUGCUGUGUGAAGCGGGCGGGCAGGCGCGGCCCCGCCACCGCCAACACCACCCCCGGCGGACACAGCCCGGCCGCCAGCCUCGCUGCCCGCUCUGCGGCGCCGCCGCCGGCACACCGAGACGGCGGAGCUGGGGCCGUCGGGCGCCCGCCGCCCGCCGUCCCCCGAGGGGCUGCCCGAGUGCCCCUUCUGCGGGGAGGCGGCGGGACGGGAGCUGGAGGCGCACCUCUGGGCGCGGCACGGGCACCUGCUGGGAGACCUGGGCCCAGGAAAUGGUGAACAGCUUUACGAAUGUCCGAUGUGCAGUCUUACCUGUACAAACAUUCAGAUUCUUGAAGAACAUGUGGAUUUGCACUUGGAGGAAAACAGCUUUUUGGAAGGUGGAAACAUGAGAGAUCUAGAACUGGCUCAGCAGCUCCAAACUGAAGAAGAUAAACAGCAGAGAUCAGAAGAAGAGAAGCAAGAGAGGGAAGAAUUUAAAAAGCUGCAGAGACAGUAUGGGUUGGAUAAUUCUGGAGGCUACAAGCAGCAAUUCCUAAAGAAUAUGGAAAGAGAAGUUGAUAGAGGAAGAAUGCAGCCUUUUGAAUAUCACAAAAGAAAAGCUGACAUGAUGGAAAGUUUGGCUUUUGGUAUAGAUGAUGGGAAAACAAAGACCUCAGGAAUCAUUGAAGCAUUGUGCAAGUACUAUCAGAAUGAAAACAAAGAUGUGAGGCAUGUAUGGCUUUCAGCGGGAGUAGAUCACUUCCACUCAUCUUUGGGCGACAGAGGCUGGGGUUGCGGUUACAGGAAUUUCCAAAUGCUCCUUUCCUCACUGUUGCAGAACAGCUUGUAUAAUGACUGCUUGAGAGAUACUGCAGCAAUUCCUAGUAUACCAAAGAUUCAGUCCAUGAUUGAAGAUGCCUGGAGAGAAGGUUUUGAUCCUCAUGGGGCAUCUCACUUCAAUAAUAGAUUACAUGGUUCCAAAGCAUGGAUAGGAGCAUGUGAAAUUUAUUCACUGUUAACAAGUCUGAGGAUAAAGUGUCAAAUCAUUGACUUUCACAAACCGACAGGCCCUACAGGUACACACCCUCGUUUAUUUGAGUGGGUUUUGCAUUACUAUUCUGAAGGUAAUGAAGGUGGUGCAAAGGUAGUGUGUACUUCCAAGCCACCCAUCUACUUGCAACAUGAAGGUCAUAGUCGUACUGUUGUUGGAAUAGAACAGAAGAAGAAUAAAACCUUAUGUUUGCUACUGUUUGACCCGGGAUGUCCUUCCCAAGAAAUGCAGAAACUGCUUGAACAAAACAGCGAUGGUACUAGUCUCAAACUUCUUCGGAAAUACGUGGGUAGCUUAAAAGAAAAACAAUACCAGAUAGUGGCUGUAGAUGGUGUACUCUCCUUGGAAGAGAAGGCUGCCUGCUGCCAUGCUUCUCAGGUCUUAACAUCAGAGAAGAUUCCUUAAAGGAUGCCUUUAUUACCUCUUUCUGCAAUUUGCUGGAUGCAAAACAUUAAACUUCUGGACUGUGACCCUAUUUCCUUGAUUUCUAGACUUAAACUAUGUCUCCAUAAGUGCUUGGGGCUCUGGAGAAGCACAACACUGGAGUAGACCUGUUGUUUUGAUCUUCAGUCAAAACUCUGCCUUCUUGAUGACUCUGUAACUCUGAAGUAUUACAGUCCUUGUCUUAAAAGAAAACUUGCUAUUUAUUUUCUUUGUUGCUUAAAUUACCAAGCAACACCUACCAUUCCAUAGCAAACUAUGCACCACACGUAACUGCCAGUAAGCAGUGGAUAGAUACUGUGGAACUACUUUUGUAGUGCUAGGUCAUGGUUUACCUCUGUAAAUAUUUUUAUGCUGCCUCUGUGGCCAGUGCUCUAUUUCUUACCAAAUUUGAUCAACAAAUAUCUGUUAUGCCUCAGCAAAUUCUCCUGCAACUAUUUGCAAGUACAGAGACAGUUCAGAGAUUUCACAAUAUGGUAUGUUCCACCAGCGAUUAGUUUGCUACUGAACUUCUUUUCAGUUUGCUGGUUCCUCUACAUAUAUGUAUCACAUGUAAACAUGAACGUAUGCUUGUGGGGUGGAUAAGUGUUAGCAUUGGCUGUGAGGUCUAAGAUAGCGGUGUUCAAAAACUGGGGUGUGUGUGCUUUAGGGGCUGCACGAGACAAUCCAUUGGGGUAUGGAAAGAAAAUAAUGGUUUCAGACCAUGAAUGAAUAUAAUUUCAGUCACAGAAUCGUAGAAUUUAAAAUCUUUUUAAAGUCUUAAUUUCAUCUUUAUUUCAUCCUUUUUUAAUUUCUAUUUUUGUUGAUGUUUUAUAAUGUAUAUCCCUUAGGUUUCAGAGGCAUCUCAAAAGGAUGUGUGAACUAAUUGGCGAGUAGGGUCUCUGUUGUGUAGGGUUAAUGCCAUUUAAGAGACUGGGUCUAUCUGCUGAAACAAGUAUCUUGGGUAUUCGAGGCACCCUACUGUAUCUAAGAUACGCUGCUUUGGCUGAAUGUAAGCAUCAUGCCACUCCAGCAAGGCAGCUGGAGACUGGGAGGGAUGGUCGAGUCUGUUGCAAAUAGCACAAGAUGCCUUUGUGUAAGCAACUGAAUCAUGCCAUAGCAUCCGUUUACUGUAGAUACUUACCUUUUCAUUUAGAAUCUUACAUGUUGACAUCUAGAUAUAGGCGUAGGAGUCUUACUAUUAACCUGCUUCUCUCAUAUUUAAUAUGCUCUGGCAGUAAGAACUAGUCAUUUUUGGAAGUAUGAAACACACGAACAUGUAAAGAUAUUACAACCCAUAACUCAAUCCUGAAACACGCAUGAAAGUAAAGAAUUUAAAACUAUGAAAAUGUAUUAAUUUCAGUAGGUAUAUGAAAGUGGCCUUUAACCUGUGAAAGGGUUAAAUAUUUAGGACACUGGAGGGGCUGAGACUAGGAACAGAGUUUCUGGGAAUUGGGGGACCAUCAGCCAUAUUAGCCCUGGUCUGGGUGGCAUAUGUUCUUACGCCAUGUGAAGUUCAACAGCCAUGUGAUCAUUUAACAUCUUGAAGAUGAUAAACUUCAGUCUUCUCUGCACUGUUCCUUCACCUCCCCUGUGACUGGGGCUGAGUCUGUUCCUGGUUAAGGCUCUGCUAAUUCCAGACCAAGCAUGUUCUUUACUAAUCUGACACUGUGCCGAGAUAUUUAAGCCUUAAGAAGCAGGAAUUGCAGCUCAGCCCCAGCUCUUCACUGUGUUCAACCUGCCAUUGGGACUAAGCUGGUGUUUCAAUGAAAUGCUGUAAUGUGCCAAAUUUGAAAUAAUCUCUUUGUGCUGGCUUGUACAAUCCUAUGUUUGAUUCCUAUGUAAUCAUCACAGGGCAGGUAGAUGGUAAGUGAGCAUAAGAGUGGGAGUUUCAUUUGAUCCUGCUGAAGAUGCCAUUACAAAGGCUAUUGCAAUGGCAAUUCCUGGCACCCCCCAGGACUGCAACCAAUGUGUAUUUGAGAUACUUGGUUCCUUGUGUAAGCAUGACCUUAUGCAAAGAUCCUAAUAAAUUUUAUUGUGUUUGUGUUUUUUUU
Messenger RNA from Strigops habroptila (Kakapo), 3550 nucleotides. It is a transcript of the gene ZUP1, whose product is annotated as zinc finger containing ubiquitin peptidase 1. The record is from RefSeq and is a predicted model, not a curated record. The coding region runs from base 342 to 1481 and encodes 379 amino acids. Lineage: Eukaryota; Metazoa; Chordata; Aves; Psittaciformes; Psittacidae. The transcript has 9 exons.